Messenger RNA from Racocetra persica, 311 nucleotides. Lineage: Eukaryota; Fungi; Glomeromycota; Glomeromycetes; Diversisporales; Gigasporaceae. The record is from the annotation of a GenBank genome assembly.
CUUUUAUUGUUGUAUUUGAUGUAAUUGUAAAUGUAAUGCCGAACGUAAAAGGUAGAGUGUGGUUCUCUAUUAAACCUCCAAAGUCUGGAAUAUUAUACUCUCAAGGUGGACAUUCAAUUUUUGAACAAAUAGAAAAAGAACCACUUUCUAAAGUACUUUCAUUAUAUAACAUUUCAAAACCGAAUCGAUCACCUUCGGUAAUGUCAACAUUUGUAGUCAGAUUCCCAUUAACCCAUAUAUUCGCACCAAGGAAGAAAGUAUCAGGAAUAACUUUUAGAUUUAGUGUUGCAAAAGUUGGUGCGUCUGAACAU